AUGGACAUAGAGAACGCCAAGAAGCACCUGAGCGACCUGCAGAAGGAGAGGAGGAAGAAGAAAAUUUCCCUUCCGCGUGUUUUGAAGGGGAAGGUAGUCAUCAGGGAGGAGAAGCAGGAGCAGCAGGGGCAGCACCCAAGGGAAGACGCGCUGGAGAGGCACUUCCCCCACAUAUUUAACAAGCCCGUGAUUUACUUAUGCGCUGAGGGCAGAGUGGCUAACGUACUGUCUAACGCACUGCCUAAUGGCAUUAACAAGAAAAAAUCCUUCGACCAAACAGACGCGACGAAAAUGCUGGACGACACAUGCAGAGGGGACAGCGCAGCGAACUUCACAGCGAACUGUACAUCCAAUUCUACCCUCCAGGAGAUGGUGCACAUGAGCACACAGGAUGGUGAGACGUUAAACUUGGGGGUGUUAUUCACUGGCUUGCCAGCACCAGGAGGGCACAACAUCGUAUGUGGGAUUCUAGACAGCCUGAAGAAGCAAAAUAAAAAGAACACCUUGUUUGGAUUCAUCAACGGAUUUGAAGGCGUGAAAAACUACUCCUUUAUGGAGCUGAAAAAUGAAUACAUUAGUAUGUUUCGAAACAGUGGAGGGUUCGACAUGCUGAAGACUAGCUCGUUCGAUUCUUUAAGUGAAAAUGGAAAGAGGAAGUGCUUUAAGAUCUGCAGACAGCUGGACUUGGUGGGGCUGAUUAUCGUAGGGGGAGUUGACAGCCAGAGAGAAAUCACCGCGCUGGCGGAGUACUUCGAGGAGGUGGACUUCCUAGCGGGGGGUGUGGCUAAUGCGACGGAUGAGGGAGAAGACCCCACGUACCAAAUCGUGAGCGACCUGAGCGAUGCAGAAAUAAAGGCCAAGUAUCCCAGAAGAGGAAAGAAACGAAGGAGGAAAAAAACCUGUAUCGUAUGCGCACCGAAAAGCGUACACAACGAGAUGGACAGCGAACUAGUAGAAUGCUCCCUCGGCUUCGAUACGACCGUCUUUACCUACUGUCAGUAUAUAAGCCACUUAACAUCCCAUGUGAGAACAUAUCAGAGUGGGUACCAUUUUGUCCGGGUUAUUGGUAACUCCUCAAGUCAUGUCGCCUUGGAGUGCUUCCUACAGACGAAGGCAAACAUUGUUCUAAUCAGCGAAGAAAUUAAAAAGAAGAGAAAAAAACUAAACGAUGUAAUAGACUUCAUCGUCCAUGUUGUCCAAAAGAGGUAUGACCUGCUCAGAAAAAGGUAUGGCAUUAUCAUUGUACCUGAGGGGCUCCUCGGAAAAAUUGCGGAAUUUAAAAAAAUGGUUAGGGCCCUCCUCUGGGCGAAGAAGCAGACUCUUCACAGUGCAGCCAAUGUCGAGGAGGGGGGAAGAAGGAUAGUUGCCCAAUUUUAUGCAGACAAUGAGGAGAAUACAACCAAUGCGGACACUCCUACGAUUGCGGACAAUGCAACCAGUCCUACCAGUGACGACAGCGCGGAACUAUUCCGCUCCCUCCCCGCCUUCUUCCAGAAGCAUCUCCUGGAGGAGAUCCAGUCCGAAAGGUUCCAGUACACCCGGCUAAAGACAGAAGAUCUGCUCCUAGCCUGCGUGAAGAAAAAAAUAGAGGAAACCAAAAUGAGAGACAUCCACUUCGUCUCGCACGCAUACACCGACGAGGUCACCUGUUCCCUACCGUCCAACUUCGACUGUGCUUACAGUUACCUCCUAGGCAUGGGGUGUGUCGAAAUAGCCCAGAAUAACUACAAUGGGUAUCUCUGCGCCAUCAGGAAACUAAAAAACUUGAUCUUCAACGUGGAGAAGGUCCAACUCGUGGGGGUACCACUGUGCAGUUUCUUGCGGGUGAAGGAGGGGAAGAAGUUGAAGGUGGUACCUGAGGAAGGAUGCAACCAUAUUGAUUCCGCAGCGAAGCGGACGGAAAAAACGGAUCAGCUGGAAAAUGCGGAUCAGCUCGGAAAAUCGGAUCACCUCGAAAACGCCGUGUUCGUUAAAAGAGCAAAAGUGGACCUAAAGGGUGCGUACUUUCUCACUUAUAAGAAGCACCGCUCUGCGCUUCUCUACGCAGACACGUACCGGACCCACGGGGGGAUUCAGUUCGAGCGGAGCGUGGCAGACGAUGGCGAGGAGCACACGGUGGACUCCCCCAGUAAGCUGAACAGGCUCUUCUCGAGUACCUUUGCGACGUGGGAUUCCAAGUGGGGGGAGUUAUUUAACCGGGUGAACUUCACCGUGUCGGGGCUCAGCGGGGGUUACUUCUCUGGGGGUGGCGCCUCCGGCGUCGAUUCGAGCACCGUGGAAAGCACCGCACAAUGCGAGAAGGCGCUUACCCCAUGCUGCCUCGUGCAAAAUGGGGUAGUUCUUGAGGGUACCCCGAGGAGCAGCGGAAGUUGUACCGCUAGUCGCACCGCGAGUUGCACCGCUAAUUGUACCGCUAGUCACCUCCCGGUGUUUCGCUGCCCCUCUGAAAUAGAGCGGGCCCUGAGCAAGACGCCUGUGAAGUUCAACACGACGCUCAUGCGACACAACAGCGAAGUGGUUUUGGUGGACAGCCACUUCGAAUCGAAGCUAAAUUACACCCCAUUUGAACACAUAGAUAAGAUGACCGAUUUUUACGUCGUCAGGGAUCCCCAUGUCAGUGUUAAAGGGAGAAUCCGAUGCAGCGACUCCUCCUUUGUUUCGGAAAAGAAAAACGUAGGAGUUGCCAUCCUAUCGCAUAGCGUCCCGGGAGUAAAUAACAUUCUAGCCGGGCUACACGAGAGACUGUCUAUGAACAAUAUAACGCUUAUUGCUUUUAUGAGGGGUAUAAAAGGACUACUCACUAACGAAGCGUAUGUCCUUAAAGAUAGCCAUCUGAGCAAUUGGAUAAAUUUAGGUGGAGCUUCCCCGCUGGGGGUACAACUCAAGUGGAGAAAAGAUGACGGAGAGGUAGUGCACCUGAAUGACCUGGUUCAAGAAAAACACAUCAACGAGAUAGUGAAAAAUUGUAAUCAGAACAAAAUUAGAAACUUAGUCUUUAUCGGAGAUGAAAAAGUCAUCAGCCUUAUGAACAUACUGAAUGAUCAGUUUGUGAAGAAGAAAUUUGAUCUAAAAAUCACCACGACGGUUCCUGUGUCUCUAUAUAACAGCUUCCACAAAAAUUUGAUCGAAUGUAGUAUCGGCUACCACUCCAUGAUUCACACCAUGAGUGACCUUAUUGGCAAUUUGCAGAGCUGUGCUGUUAAUGCAGGUAACUACUACUACUUUGUUAAGGUACCUACGAAUAUCUCCUCCUUGUCCUUAUUGUCCAUCCAGUUAGAAACCCACUGCAAUAUCUGUCUCGUCGGGGAAUGCAUAAAAUAUCAGAUGAUGAGUCUAGGGGAUCUCGUGCAGCAGCUUUGCUUUAUUAUCAUCGAGCGAAUUAAUAGGAAGAAAUUUUACGGCACUAUUUUGUUCAGCUCCAAUUUGCUCCUCAACAUCAGUGACUUCUGGCGUCUGGUUGCCGACGUGGAGGAAAACAUCCGCGAGGGAGAGGAGCUCGACCGGAUUAUAAACGAGGAGGACAUUUCGGAAGGGCCCCUCACCAAACUGACCGACGAAAGCGCAGACCUGCUUCGCAUCUGCACCAGGUCCGUGAAGGAGAAGCUACUCCGCAAGGAGAACCGACACGAUGACGAGGUGGACUCCAAUUUUGAAUAUGUCCUCAUACAGCAAAUCCAAAAACACAUAAGCGAACUAAUGGAGCAGGCUAAGCAAAUCAACGAACUGUACUCCUUCGAUGCACACAUGAGAUAUGUCCACACUAACGUCAUUCCGAAGAAUGUCAAACUGUAUAGUGACAUAGACUACCUCCACCAUUUUAACUGUGUCGUGAAAAAUAUAGAUCGAGAAAUAAACUGUUGCAUCCCAACCCACUUUGAUAAUUCGCUGGCAUUUUCACAUGGACUUCUUGCUGGGAUUGCCAUAGAGAAGGACUUACUGAAUUACGUCACCUCUAUAAGGCAUCUACAUUUGAAUAAGAAAAACUGGAGCAGCUCCCUCUACCCCGGUUCCUACUUCAUAAAUCGAGAUGACGCAGGGGGGGUAGCCGAGUACCCCUACGCCGCGCCCGUGCCUGUGUCGGUGAAGUCGAGUCAGAUGGCCACCAUCAAGCAUAACGCGGAAACGUGGGCGUACAACGACUGCUACAUCUUCGUCGGGCCGUACCAACAUGAAGUGAACGCAGACAGCCCCGGAUGUUCCUCGCACAUUUUGUGA
Molecule: messenger RNA, 4215 nt
Organism: Plasmodium inui San Antonio 1
Lineage: Eukaryota; Apicomplexa; Aconoidasida; Haemosporida; Plasmodiidae
Exons: 5
Coding region: 1-4215 (1404 amino acids)
Biological process (GO): glycolytic process; response to glucose
Cellular component (GO): 6-phosphofructokinase complex; cytosol
Molecular function (GO): 6-phosphofructokinase activity
Source: RefSeq, a predicted model, not a curated record